Messenger RNA from Plectropomus leopardus (leopard coralgrouper), 605 nucleotides. RefSeq lists its product as uncharacterized. The record is from RefSeq and is a predicted model, not a curated record. NCBI's taxonomy places the organism in Eukaryota, Metazoa, Chordata, Actinopteri, Perciformes, Serranidae.
ACAACCUCCUGCACCAUCUGCAAGACAGUCAGCUGAAGACUUGAAGGUGUGAUCACUGUAACCAUGCUGAAGGAAUUGUUUGUGCUUGGAUGCCUCCUGAGCCUCACUCUGGCUCAACCUAUGGAGCGCAAACGAUUUGCUCGGUCUAUCUCUAGCUCUAACUCUGGCUCUGGCUCCAGGGAGACUAUCAACACCCAGCGCCUGCCCAGUACUCAGCAAUGGCUGGACUUCAUUACUAACUACAUGAAGUUCCUCCAGCAACAAAAAACUACGACUGCAACGACUACACCUACCACCACCACUACUACUACCAAAGCUACUACUACUGCUAAACCUACUACAACUAAAGUUACCACUACUGCUGCAGCUGGAGGUGGUAAAUAAAAUCUGGAAUGUAGUGUGAAGUGUCACCGACCAUUGGAGAUCUGUUUUACAUCCGCCUUGUUUUCUGUCAGUUUGUCCUGACAACUGUUUCUUUCUCUUUUCAAAUUAUGUUACCUUAACCAAAAUGUUUUCACGCACGUCAUUCUAAUUCUAUCAAACAUGUAGAUCACAAUCACUUAAUUCUCUGUAGUAUCUGCCAAAUAAACUUCAUGAAUGGAAAA